AUGCACUCUCAGGGAUUCGUCCAUCGCGACUUGAAGGCGAGCAACAUCGUGUUCAGUGCUAGCGGGCACGUCAAAAUAGUCGACCUGGGGUGCUCAAAGCAGCUGAAAAGGCAAACAGGGGUUUGUAACGAUGGCGACGUUGCUGCCACCGGAGGGUUUUCUUUCCAGAAAACGUACACAUAUUGUGGGACACCUCACAGUAUGGCUCCAGAGAUGGUGUCACGGGAAGGGCACGGGAUGGCCGUGGACUGGUGGGCAUUGGGAAUCCUUGUGCACGAGAUGGUGAACGGCGAGCCGCCUUUCGGGUACGGAGGGGACGAUUUGACGAAGAGAAUCACGGCGGGUUUGCCGAGAGAGAAACCCCUGGGACCGGGCGAACGGGAAGACGAGGACAAUCGAAAUGUUGAUGAACCAAAGGUGUUGCCAAUUGUGAGGUGCGGACUUGCGUGCACCCAUUCCGUUGAUGGCCUCUACUACUGA
Messenger RNA from Ectocarpus sp. CCAP 1310/34, 480 nucleotides. The record is from the annotation of a GenBank genome assembly. NCBI's taxonomy places the organism in Eukaryota, Phaeophyceae, Ectocarpales, Ectocarpaceae.